Molecule: messenger RNA, 2398 nt
Organism: Panonychus citri (citrus red mite)
Lineage: Eukaryota; Metazoa; Arthropoda; Arachnida; Trombidiformes; Tetranychidae
Exons: 5
Coding region: 978-2213 (411 amino acids)
Source: RefSeq, a predicted model, not a curated record
ACUUAAUCUCUCAACCCGCUCAUUAAAGUGAAACGCACAAUCAAAAAGAUAUAAGAAAAAAGAAGUUCAGUAAUCGAAUAAAAUUGGAAGCCAUUGCCCUUUUACCUCUUCAGACAUUAAAAAGGGUUGAGAAAAGAAAAUAAUUCAAAUUGAGAGAUAAAAGGGUUGGAUUAAAAGCUUUGUGAUUACGCUAAAUAUCAAUGACAUUUGAUUAGCUUUUUUACUUUUUUAUUUUUUCCAUUUUAAUCUUCAUCUUCAUCUUUCACAUGGUCACCAUUCUACUAUGAUUAUUGCUCUCGGCUAUUUAGAUUAUCUCAUGUACUUCCUAUUCUCUUCCUACUUUCCUUCAUAUUAAUUGCUUUGACUUUGAUAGAAAUGUCACCAAUCUUUAGAAAAAGUUUAGAUUAACAGAUCUGUUAAUUAAAUGAACAAGAGACUCACCGAGAAUUUAUCUUGAUGAUUAUUUGAAUCAAUCAUUAGAAUUGGAAUAAUUUUAUUAGAAAAAGAUGAUAAUGGAACCCGGAAAAAUCAAAAAGAAUCAAAUGAAAUAUGAAGAUGAAGAUUGAUAAAAGUUCCGAAAAGAAAUAAAAAAGGAAGAUAAUAAAUGAUGUUUUUCUUGUUAAUCUUAUGAAUAAAUGUAUUGCCCUUUUGUGGCCAUUCCAAUGAUCUCAAACAACCGGAUUAUUGAUUUUCUUUGCAAGAAUCAAGGGGAAAGUAAAGUCCAACCCCCUCCCGAUCUGUGGAUCCACCAAGUACCAGGUAAGAAGAGACCGGUCUUGGCCCGUCUUCUUAUUGACCUUAACUGCCCACCACAGGUUAUAAAGAAACCAAAUACUCCAGUGAAAGUCAUUUACAUUUAAACUUCACUCUGGGAUCAGUUAACUUGAAAAACUUUAAUUGUGCUCAAUUGAAACGGGAACAUUUUUUUUCCAAUUGUGAUCAGCGAAAGUGUUGUUACAAUAAUUAACUCAAUCAAAAUGAAAGGAUUAAUCAUCUCAAUCUUUAUUGUUUCUCUUUUUGUAAUCGGUAAUGGUUUACCUGUUGCUGGACCUGUUGUUGAAUCAGUUGAAUCAAAAUCAAGUGGAUCAACUGAAUCAAUCCUUUUCUAUGGAUCUAAAUCAGAAACUGUCGUUCCAUCAGUUGAUGGAGUUGAAGGUAAUUCGGUUGUCAAUGAUUUAGUUGCUGCUCCAGUUUCAUCAGUUGGCUUAGAUGAGAUCUCGCCAGUGGCUGAUAAAUCAAAAUCACCAGUGGUCUCUAAUCAGGAUGAAAUUUCAGUUGACAAACUCGCCACUGUGUCAACAAUUAUCUCUGAUUCAGUUCCCGAAAAGAAAGUAAAAAAAGGUAAAUCAGAUGAAGGUAAAUCUUCAACUGUACAAAAAGUUCAGAAAGUGGAAAGUUCAGAAAAAGUUGCUGAGGUUCCAGUUGCAUCGCCAUCAGUUGCUGAAGUUCAAACUGAAGCUCCAUCUCAAUACUCAGCAGGAGUUUCAGAGGAUUCAGUUGCCAAGAAUUCACCCCAAGUGGCUCCAGUUGCUGAUUCUGUUCCUGUAGCUGUUGCUCUCGCUGCACCAACCAUCAAGGUUGUUCCUGUCAAAGCUGAUGAGGUUAAGCCUGAAGCAACUGCUGCCGCCUCUGCUUCAUCCUCCAGCUCAGAUAUUUCAGCUUAUCUUGCUGAGCCAAUCAACCAGGCAACCAAAUUACUUGUUGACCUUGAACAACAGAUAAAAGGUUAUCUCAAUACUGACUUGAAAGAUGAUGCUGCAUCCACUUUGAGUCCACUUUCUUAUGGAGCUGGUUCAGAAGAGCCCGCUAUUGAGCCCAGUUCAACUGAUGCCCGUCAAAAUGAGCAAAUUGCUGGUAUGGUUGAUCAAAUCGAAAUGACCAUUCACAAUCUUGAUCAAUCAAUUGAAGAUUUGAUGGCCAAUCGACGAUACAUGACCGCCGCUAUGAUGCGAUCAAUGAGAUCCUAUUUACGAGGAGUACAAAACAAUUUACAACGUCUUCAGAAUCGACUUCGAGCCCUUCAAGCUGUUGCAUCUUCAGCUUCUGCCCCACCCGCUGACGAUGGCUCAGGAACUGCUGGCUAUCCAAGCAACGCUUUCUUUGAAAGUUUAAGAGUUCGAGUUAACCGAAUCACAACCGACAUUACCAACCUCAUGAACCGAAUGAGAUCAACUUUGGUUUCAUCAACCACUGCCAGACCGUUCAGUGGUUAAUCAAUCAUCACAAUCACCCACCUUAACCCACCUUAACCCACCUCAGGUAAUAAUUUACUUGCACAGGAUGUAUAAUAACGGGUCAUCGUUUGAUUAAAUUAUUACAAUUUUCACCUAAUCAACUCAACUCACUUUCAUUAUCAAUUCAAUUUCAAUAAAAACCAACAUGUUUAACAACAUAACAA